This is a messenger RNA of Cokeromyces recurvatus, 1785 nucleotides long. RefSeq lists its product as uncharacterized. The record is from RefSeq and is a predicted model, not a curated record. The transcript has 10 exons. Gene Ontology annotation, molecular function: peptide-N4-(N-acetyl-beta-glucosaminyl)asparagine amidase activity. NCBI's taxonomy places the organism in Eukaryota, Fungi, Mucoromycota, Mucoromycetes, Mucorales, Mucoraceae. The coding region runs from base 1 to 1785 and encodes 594 amino acids. Gene Ontology annotation, biological process: glycoprotein catabolic process; protein deglycosylation; protein quality control for misfolded or incompletely synthesized proteins. Gene Ontology annotation, cellular component: cytosol; nucleus.
AUGAAUAGUGAAGAUAUUGAUGCAAUUGCACGACAAUUAGCACAACAAUGGUCAGCUGCCAUCUAUAAUCGUUUACCCAAGACAAUUCAUCCUUCGGCAAAAACUUUUUUAAAUCAUUUAGAAUCAAAUAGUCGUGUUGUUUUUAAAUAUGAAAAUCAAGCAUUACUUGAUAAAACAUUAGACAUUAUACCGAUUCAAAGACUUUAUGAGGAGGCUGAAAGCCAAUUGACUGAUGCGACAAGCUUGGAAGAUCUUGUCAUCCAACGUCUAUUACAUUGGUUUAAACAUGACUUUUUUAGUUGGGUGAAUAAUCCUUCAUGCAAUUACUGCCAUAAUACACAAACAAAACCGAUAGGUACAGCUCAACCUAAUCAAGAAGAACUACGUUAUGAAGCCCAUAUUGUAGAAGUGUAUGAAUGCUCCUCAUGUCAUAAUAUUACUCGAUUUCCUCGAUACAAUGAUCCAGAAAAAUUAUUAGAAACAAGAAAGGGACGAUGUGGAGAAUGGGCCAAUUGCUUUACUUUAUGUUGUCGAGCAGUUGGAUCAGAAGCAAGAAUUGUAUAUGAUUCAACGGAUCAUGUUUGGACUGAAGUCUAUUCUGAAUUUGAACAACGUUGGAUUCAUUGUGAUUCUUGUGAAGAAGCAUGGGAUAAACCUUUAUUAUAUAGUAUGGGAUGGAAUAAAAAAUUAAGCUAUUGUAUUGCCUUUUCAAAAGAUGAAGCAUUAGAUGUAACAAAGAGAUAUACAAGAAAUUGGUCAGAAGUUUUAAAAAGACGUAAUAAAGUAAAAGAAGUUGUACUUCAUCUGUUCCUAGAAGAUUUAACUUUGAAAUUUCAAGCUUCUUUGGAUCAAAAUCAAAAAAAUAGAUUAGCUCAAAGAAGGUUGAAGGAAUGGGUUGAAUUAGAAGAUGAAAGUAAAAAGAACAUUGUAAAAGAAGAUGAACUGAUAGGAAGACAAAGUGGCUCUCUGGAAUGGCGUACUAAACGUGGAGAAACUGGUAAUAGUACAUUGGAAGAAAAUACGAUGAAGAAAUUAGAUAAGAAUGACUACCAGUAUCAAUCUAUGAUAUCCUUCAAGAAUCAAGAUUUAAUACACCAAUUUACUUUAUUAGGAAAUGCUAUUCAUAUGCAACCUGACAUGAUGCAACAGUCAUUCACUCGUAUUACCCAAGCAAUACCAGAUCAACGAGGCGCUACUUAUUAUAAAAAGCCUAUUCAAUUAAAUGAUAAAUUAAAAGGACUUGAAGUAGAAUUUGCAUUUCGUAUUACUAAUAAUCUCGGUAAGCCGACAAUAGGUCAAGGAGCAGAUGGAUUUGCGUUUGUAAUUCAAGCUCAAGGAAAUAAUGCAUUGGGUGAAGGCGGAUGUCAAUUAGGUUAUGGGGGCAUUAAAAACUGUUUAGCCAUUGAAUUUGAUACAUACCAAAGUUUCGAUAGAUGUGCAGAGCCAUCAGGAAAUCAUAUAAGUGUUCAUGGUCGAAAGCCUCCCCUGGGUAAUUCUGCACACCAAGAUUAUUCAUUGGCUUACACCUUUCGACUUCCACCACUUCAAAAUGGACAAUGGAUGAAAGCUAAAAUUCGUUUAUUUAUAAAUUACAUCAUUGAAGUUGGGUUAAAAGAAAAUAAUGAUGCAGAAUACAUUCAAGUGCUUAAAGCGACUCAUAUCAAUUUUAUGGAUUACUUAACCGGAGGACAAAAUGAAGCAUGGAUAGGAUUUACUGCAAGUACAGGUGGGCUUGCAGAAAAUCAUGAUAUUCGAUGGAUUUCACUUGUUCAAUAUUAUAAAUAA